GUAAUUUCCGCCAACGCCCUUCGAACGUACCGAGCUGACCCCGCCCACUGCCAUAGUCUACCCCUCGAUUACCACUCAAAGCUCCCCGGAUUUUUCCGGAACUGCUCGGGUAUUUCCGUCUUCACAUCGGCACCAAUCGGUUCUUUGCCUCCGCCCUGCAGCUUCUCCUCCCUCACCCUGCUUUGAGGCUCGGUUAUAUUCGCCUUGCCGAGGCUUUAAAUCGAAUCUAUUCGGAAGCCCUCGACUUUGGCAUGCCCGUAAUCGGAGAUAUUCGGCCAUCUCCGGUCUUGGAGCUGAAGCGCUGGGGCUCUUGGGUGUUUAGGGCUGGUUCGAGACCGGAAGUGCGUGGGCUGCCGGGCUGGCCCUGUUUAGGGAUUUCAGGAAAUAUGGAAGCAGCGGCGGUAGUUGGAGUCAAAGAACUCUUGUGACAGUCUCCAUGUUCUCUGAGACUCCAGGAGGAUGCCACUGGAAUCAUCUUCCUCUUCAAUGCCAGUAUCCUUCCCUUCUCCAUUACCCUCAGUACCAGACAAUAUUACCAACUCUUCCCCUCCCCCCAUGUCUUACAUCACUUCCCAGGAGAUGAAGUGUAUUCUUCACUGGUUUGCCAGUUGGUCAGGUCACCAGCGUGAACGCUUUCUACAGGACCUGGUAGCAAAGGCAGUGCCAGGAAAAUUACAGCCACUGCUGGAUGGUCUGGAGCAACUUAGUGUAUCUGGUGCAAACCGACCACCUUGUAUCUUUGAAUGUCAGCUACGUCUUUGGGAUCAGUGGUUUCAAGGUUGGGCUGAGCAGGAACGCAAUGAAUUUGUCAGACAACUGGAGGUCAGUGACCCAGACUUCGUGGCAAAGUUUUACCAAGCAGUUGCUGAUACAGCUGGUAAGGAUUGAUAGACAUUCAGAUCAAAGAAAAUAACCACAGCUGGUGGAGUCAAGACCAUCUCUCCACAGUGACUCAAUUCAAAUGUGUCACUUAAAGAUUUGGGGAUAGUAUCCCAAUGAGCUGACUGAACUUACAUAUGAGUAUAGGCAUGGUUACUUCAACGUUACCAGCAUUUCCUCUGGAUUCCUAGUGAAAUUGUUAUCCAUUUAAGCAGAUCCAAAUCAGUCUCCUAGUUUGCUUCCUUCCAAGAGAUGUCAAAACCUCAUAAAUGUAAAUGACUUUUGCAACUGUAACCGAAAGGAACCUUCAUGUUACAACUGAAGUCUAUUGCUGGCUCAUGAAGGAUAUAAAGUAGAAUCCUUCCAUAGAAACAGGAGAGAAGAACAAGAAAAAGUGUUAUUUGGGGGAAGGGUACUGGGGAUUGAACCCAGUGUUGCUCUACCACUGAGC
This is a messenger RNA of Marmota flaviventris (yellow-bellied marmot), 1330 nucleotides long. It is a transcript of the gene C2H14orf119, whose product is annotated as chromosome 2 C14orf119 homolog. Lineage: Eukaryota; Metazoa; Chordata; Mammalia; Rodentia; Sciuridae. The record is from RefSeq and is a predicted model, not a curated record.